Trypanosoma grayi is the source of this 1428-nucleotide messenger RNA. Its product is annotated as putative ruvB-like DNA helicase. Gene Ontology annotation, molecular function: ATP hydrolysis activity; DNA helicase activity; ATP binding. Gene Ontology annotation, cellular component: Swr1 complex; R2TP complex; NuA4 histone acetyltransferase complex. Bases 1 to 1428 code for a protein of 475 amino acids. The record is from RefSeq and is a predicted model, not a curated record. Gene Ontology annotation, biological process: regulation of transcription by RNA polymerase II; box C/D snoRNP assembly; chromatin remodeling. NCBI's taxonomy places the organism in Eukaryota, Euglenozoa, Kinetoplastea, Trypanosomatida, Trypanosomatidae. The transcript has a single exon.
AUGACGGAGGCGAAGAUACGGACGGAGGAGGCGCGGGACCUCACACGGGUGGAGCGCAUCGGGGCGCACUCACACAUCCGCGGUUUGGGCCUUGACGACGCCCUCGAGGCGCGCAUGAGCAGCCAGGGCAUGGUCGGCCAGGUCGAGGCCCGUCGCGCCGCCGGUGUGGUGGUGCAGAUGAUUAAGGAGGGCAAAAUCGCCGGCCGGUGCGUCCUCCUCGCCGGUGGACCCGGAUCCGGCAAGACGGCAAUUGCGAUGGGCAUGGCGCAAGCGCUCGGGCCAGAGACGCCGUUCACGAUGAUCGCCGGAAGCGAGAUCUUCUCGCUGGAGAUGUCCAAGACGGAAGCUCUCACGCAGGCAUUUCGCCGUAGCAUUGGCGUGCGCAUCAAAGAGGAGACGGAAAUGAUAGAAGGUGAGGUGGUUGAGAUAUCUAUUGAGCGUCCCUCCACGAAUCCUGCAGAGGCGAAGGGACGCACUGGACAACUGGUGCUUAAGACAUCUGAUAUGGAGUCAACCUUUGAUCUUGGAAUGAAAAUGAUUGAGAGUCUCCAGAAAGAAAAGGUGCAGGUAGGUGACGUCAUCACGAUUGAUAAAGCAACCGGGCGUAUCAACAAGCUAGGGCGUAGUUUCGUGCGAAGCAAGGACUACGAUGCCAUGUCUUCAAACACCCGGUUUGUCCAGACCCCCGAGGGAGAGCUCUCAAAGCGGAAGGAGGUGGUACACACAGUGACGCUACACGAAGUAGAUGUCAUCAACUCGAGACAGCAAGGCUUCCUUGCACUCUUUGCCGGUGACACAGGUGAAAUCAAGCACGAGGUGCGUGAACAAAUUGACCAGCGCGUGGCCGAGUGGCGGGAGGAAGGCAAGGGUGAGAUUGUUCCCGGUGUUCUCUUCAUUGAUGAAGUGCACAUGUUGGAUAUUGAAAGCUUCUCAUGGCUGAACCGCGCGCUGGAGAGUCCACUCGCGCCGGUCGUUGUGAUGGCCUCUAACCGCGGCAUAUCCCGAAUCCGCGGUACGCAGUACAAGGCACCGCACGGCAUCCCUAUUGACCUGCUCGACCGCAUGGUGAUCAUCGCGACGAAGCCGUACACUGAGGCGGAGCUCAGCAAGAUUAUUCGCAUUCGUUGUGAGGAGGAGGACGUUGAGAUGGAAGAGGAUGCCAUCACGCUCCUCACAAUGCUGGGUAAGAGUACCUCGCUGCGAUAUGUUCUGCAGCUCAUCACAACAGCGAACCUUGUCACACAGAAACGGCGGGCCUCAACAGUGUCUGUGCACGACAUCAAGAAGGUGUACUCUCUUUUUAUUGACCUGCGCCGCAGCGUUGAGUUGCUGCGGGAACAUGAAAAAGACUUCCUGUUUGGUGAAGCCGAUGAAGCUGUCGAGUUGGCGCACGGCUCAAUGUUCCAAAAUGAGGAAGAGCAGCCUUAA